AUGAUCCUUUUUGUGGAUGACCUCAACAUGCCUCAGAAGGAAUUCUAUGGUGCCCAGCCGCCCAUAGAGUUGCUCAGGAUGUGGCUUGACCACGGCGGGUGGUAUAACCGUAAGGAACUCCUUUUCAAUAAGGUCGUCGACAUGGUCCUUGUGGGUUCUAUGGGCUGUCCAGGAGGCGGCAGGACCUUCAUCACAGAGAGGCUCAAGAGACACUAUCAUCUCAUAGGGUACACCGAGCUGAAGGAACAGUCGAUCAGUGGUAUCUUCAACACGAUUGCCAACUACUUUUUCAAGGCUUUCGAUGAAGAAGUUCAAACACUCGUGCCAAAGAUGGUUGAUGGAAUCAUAGACGUUUUCCAGAAGAUAGGAGAGACGUUGCUGCCAACACCGGCUAAGAGUCAUUACACAUUCAACUUGAGGGACAUCUGGAAGGUCUUCCUAGGCGUAUGCGGUUUAUCCAGACAGAAAGGGAACAACCCAAUGAUGGCCAUCCGCUGCUGGGUUCAUGAGAUAAAUAGAGUUUUCGGCGAUAGGCUUGUCGAUGAUAAGGAUCGUGCAUGGCUCGAGGAACAGGAAAGGGAGAAGCUCCGAGGGUACUUCGACGUGGAUCCGGAUGAGGUCUUGAAGGCCGACAGGCUAGUCUUUGGCCGGUUCAUGGACGUCGGAGCGGAGGUGCAACACUAUGUUGAAAUAUCGGAUAUGGAAAGGAUGAAACAGGUCAUAGAGGCAUAUUUGGAUGAGUAUAACAGCACAGCAGUCCAUAGGAUGCCUCUGGUGAUGUUUCUGGAUGCAUGUGAGCACGUAUCUAGGAUAAGCAGAAUCCUCGAUCAACCUCGAGCUAAUGCCCUCUUAUUGGGUGUUGGUGGUUCGG
Perkinsus marinus ATCC 50983 is the source of this 871-nucleotide messenger RNA. RefSeq names its product dynein heavy chain, putative. The annotation marks the transcript as partial. Gene Ontology annotation, biological process: microtubule-based movement. Gene Ontology annotation, molecular function: minus-end-directed microtubule motor activity; dynein light intermediate chain binding; dynein intermediate chain binding. Gene Ontology annotation, cellular component: dynein complex. The transcript is spliced from 5 exons. Lineage: Eukaryota; Perkinsozoa; Perkinsida; Perkinsidae. The record is from RefSeq and is a predicted model, not a curated record.